AGCUGUCUUUUCGUUGUGUUGUUGGUGCAUGUAGAAGAGUGUGAGAAGUAUAAUAAAGUCUACCGUAAUAUUUUAAUACAAACAUUUUCCUUUUUACACCUUGGCGUCAAACGCAGUAAUUAGCGUGCAGAACGUCUUCGGUUGACCGUUAGCAUCGGCAGCCUUCCCGUUAGCGGUUAGCUAGCUAGCUGUGCGAGCCUCCCGCGGAGCAUGCUGCACUGACGGGUAACGUCUACCAACGACAACAGUCUAUCGGUGCGACUUUGACCAUAACAGGAAAAGGGAAUCGGUGAAGGUGCGAUGGAAGGAGCAGCGGAGGAACCCGUUGAGAAGAGGACCGAUGUAGCAGUGAAGGGCGAAGCCGCCCUAAAAUCACAAUACCUGACCACCAAAGAACAAUUUCAUGCCUUCGUAGACUUCGAGUGGCAGUGCCAAAAGGGUGAAAAAGCCACUGAUGGUGACAAAGCAGAGGAUACCAUGACGACCUCUAUUGAAGAACCUGAACCAAAAAAGCUCAAACUAGACCCUGAGGAGGGGAAAAAGGGCCUCAAACCAGACGGGAAGCGUAUCCGGGGACAGAAUAAGUCGAGGCCACACACGAAGCCUACCACCUUUGAUGAAAAACGACUCUGUCUUUCAGUCAUUCAGGACAAAAGGGACUGUCCGUUCGGAGACAAAUGCCAGUUUCAACAUGACGUAGCCGAGUAUUUGGCGACUAAGCCCGCCGACAUCGGCGAAAGUUGCUACCUCUAUGACACCUUCGGAAAGUGUGGGUACGGUCUCUGCUGCCGCUUUGCCAAGGCGCACACGACACCUGACUUCAAAACCAUGGAGAACGCGGAACUAGUCCAGGCCAACGAGGGCAAGAUGACGGUGAAGAACAGCCUGAGUAAAGACCUCCAGAUUCGUCUCAGGAAGCGCUCUGUGACCUUCAACCAGUCCACAGAGUACCUCAAUACGCUUUCAAACCAAAAAGAUAAAAGAGAACAGCAGGGGAAUGGUGAUGUUCAUGCACCUGAGUUAUCUGCCGGUCCAACAGGAGGGGAGCAGCAUGUGUCUACUGAGGCUGAAGCCCAGGCCGGCCUGGAUAAACCGCCUCCAGUGAACACCGUUGGACCGCUCACUGAUGUAGAUAUCAUCAAGUUGCGCCUGUGUGAAAAGAAACAGGUGGACUUUCAAGACAAGCUCUACCUCGCUCCUCUAACAACUUGUGGAAAUCUGCCUUUCCGUCGCGUGUGCAAGCGUUUUGGAGCAGACAUCACCUGUGGGGAGAUGGCCAUGUGCACAAACCUGCUGCAGGGGCAGCAGUCCGAGUGGGCCCUCCUGAAGCGGCACGAAAGUGAAGAUGUGUUUGGCGUCCAGGUGGAGGGCUGCUUCCCAGACACCAUGACGAGGUGCGCGGAGCUCAUCAACGGCAACAUCGAUGUUGACUUUGUGGACGUGAACUGCGGCUGCCCCAUUGACCUCGUCUACAAGAAGGGCGGAGGCUGCGGCUUGAUGACGCGCACCAAAAAAUUUGAGCAGAUAAUCAAGGGAAUGAACUAUGUUCUUGAUGUCCCUUUAACCGUCAAGAUCCGCACUGGUGUUCAAGAGAAGUGCAAUAUAGCACACAAACUCAUCCCAGAGAUGAAGAAGUGGGAUGUGUCUAUGAUCACAUUGCACGGGCGAUCCAGAGAGCAGCGCUACACUAAGUCGGCUGACUGGGACUACAUCAACACCUGUUCCAAGCUGGCUAGUCCUGUCCCACUUUUCGGUAAUGGAGACGUACUGUCCUAUGAAGAUGCCAUGAAAGCAAGAGAGACUGGCGUUUCUGGCAUUAUGAUUGCCAGGGGUGCUCUCAUUAAGCCCUGGAUCUUCACUGAAAUAAAGGAGAGCAGACACUGGGACAUCUCAUCAAGUGAGCGACUAGACGUCCUCAGGGAUUUCAGCAACUUUGGUCUGGAGCACUGGGGCUCCGACACUCGAGGUGUGGAAAAGACCCGCACCUUCAUGCUGGAGUGGCUCUCCUUCAUGUGCAGAUAUAUUCCAGUAGGACUGUUGGAACGGGUGCCUCAGAAGAUCAACGAGAGACCUCCCUUCUACCUGGGCAGGAACUACCUGGAGUCACUAAUGGCCAGUCAACAUGUUGGGGACUGGGUCAGGAUAAGUGAAAUGCUCCUUGGACCAGUACCAAAGAACUUCAACUUCUUGCCUAAACAUAAAGCCAAUGCCUACAAAUGAUUUUCUUAUGCUCUGACUGAACAUCUACGCAUUUUAAUUUGUUAUAAUUGUAAUGUCGUUUGAAGAGAGAAUCUAUUGAUUUUAUUAACGACGAGUGGCAGAAUGCAUGGAUAUUUAUGUACUUGAAAAAUAUGCAAUAAAGUCUUUUGCCAAACUCAGA
Molecule: messenger RNA, 2380 nt
Organism: Pungitius pungitius (ninespine stickleback)
Lineage: Eukaryota; Metazoa; Chordata; Actinopteri; Perciformes; Gasterosteidae
Gene: dus3l
Product: dihydrouridine synthase 3-like (S. cerevisiae)
Exons: 16
Coding region: 301-2220 (639 amino acids)
Biological process (GO): tRNA processing
Molecular function (GO): flavin adenine dinucleotide binding; RNA binding; metal ion binding
Source: RefSeq, a predicted model, not a curated record